Penicillium subrubescens is the source of this 768-nucleotide messenger RNA. RefSeq lists its product as uncharacterized. Gene Ontology annotation, molecular function: protein dimerization activity. The transcript has 3 exons. The record is from RefSeq and is a predicted model, not a curated record. The coding region runs from base 1 to 768 and encodes 255 amino acids. NCBI's taxonomy places the organism in Eukaryota, Fungi, Ascomycota, Eurotiomycetes, Eurotiales, Aspergillaceae.
AUGAAGCAAUAUCAAGAAGCAUUUCGAACUGAGUUUGCAACAUAUCAGAAACAAGCUCAGAAGGAAGCUCAGCAGCCUGAUGUCUUAGAGACCAUCAAUGAUGCAGAGGAUGAAGAGCUUGCAAGCUUUGCGAUUCGCAACAAACCAAACUCCCUACUGUUGCGUUCGAUAGCCAACAAGAUGAAGUUACACGAUAUCUCUCAACGGUCUAAUAGUCCACUACAACUAAAAAAAAAUAUAGGGUUAAGUAAAGGAAAUCCACGUAUUUACUGGAAGCAACAUGAACAGGAGUUUCCAGUACUUGCCAAGAUGGCACAGGAUAUUCUGUCGAUUCCUGAUAGUGGAGCAGGAGUUGAGCGUUCAUUAAAUUGUGCUCGCGAUAUCUGCCAUUAUCGCCGUGGGCAGCUAAAGCCAGAUACAAUUAGGGAGAUUGAGAUGAUAAAGGAGGAUCUCUCACCAGGCGAAGCUGCAAUGCUUGAUCAGAGCCGUCAAUCUACUCCAUCGCUUGAAUUCCUGGAGCCAAUUAGUGACGAUGAGGAGGAAGGAAUCGAAGGAUACCAGGAAGAGUUACAAGAGGAGGAAUUGGACAAUGAGAGAAAUGAGUUGGUUCUCUCUUACUCCUUGAAGCGGCCUGUAGAUAUUGCAGAUCUAGAUGAUUAUGUCCUGCAAGGAGAAACAGCAUUAGAUAGUACAGAGGCAAGGACUAGCAGUGGGAGGAUUCGGAAGAAACCGAGGCUUCCAGAUGGAUUUGAGGUUGGCAAGCCAUAG